Messenger RNA from Aplysia californica (California sea hare), 3025 nucleotides. RefSeq names its product midnolin homolog. The record is from RefSeq and is a predicted model, not a curated record. The transcript has 4 exons. Lineage: Eukaryota; Metazoa; Mollusca; Gastropoda; Aplysiida; Aplysiidae. Bases 560 to 2644 code for a protein of 694 amino acids.
CACUGAAUAGACUUAGAUGACAACAUCGAGAAGGAAAUUAAAAUGGCAGGCCAGAUUCAUUGUAAAAUGAUCCUGCUAAGGAAGAUAGAGAGGAUGGCUCGAUGGCCACCUUUCAGAACGUUCUAGCCUAGUCCCUGCCAGGGAAGUGAGCUGGGACAGUUUCACACUGGUCAAAACUCAGUGCUGGCUGAAGAAGCUUUUUGGGAAUCCCGCAUUUUGUCCAGCUUGGUAAGUUCACUGAAUACUGAGUGUCUGAAGAGACGAUGUACAAAGGGGGCACAAGUACACGCCGUCUCACCACUGAGAAGGCCGUUGUCAAUUAUUCCCCAUAAUGUGCAGCUGAAAAAUAGCGUACCAAAACACUGCUUGAUGGGCUAGGUAUGUACUAUGUAAUGUUUCUUUGAACUUGUUCCAAAAUCUGUUUCCAAAUUCAUGUUUCGUUGAAGGUGGGAACAUUUUCCCGAAACGCAAGCAAAAACUAUCUGGAACAAGAUUCAGAGUAGAGAAGAUCUAAAGAAUAGCAGAGUAAAUAGGACACACCACAGGAAGUAGGCGGAACAUGGCCUCCAGUAGGCGCCUCAUGGCGGACAACAGCUGUAGCCUCGAAAGAUCCGAGGAGGAGGAGGAGAAGGAGGAGAAGGAGGAGGAGGAGGAGACAGGUGUGUUUGUGGGUCCGCUCCGCCGAGACAGAAGUCCCGACCAGCUCGCUGUGCUCAUCUUCCGCCUGCUCAACUGCGUGGGCGUGAGGAGCACAGACAUCUGCAAGAUCUCCGUCAACACACGGCUGGGCUACGCCAAGGUCGGCCUGCACGCGCUCACCUGCCAGGAGUACGCGCUCAGGGUGCUAGGAGAGCCGCAGAACGUGAUGAGUAUCUUUGACCUGAGGGACAUCAGUCUGAGGCCGCACCGACUGACGGUGCAGAGGUUAAGGGUCAAUGGAGGGAAGGACGAGAUGUUCACUCCCCAGACCUCUGCCUGUAUCCAGGCUUCUCAGCCCUGCCAAGGUCACUGCCAAAGUAACUGUCAAGGUCACUGCCAAAGUCACUGCCAAGGUCACAGCCAAGGUCACUACCAAAGUCACUAUCAAGGUCAUUGCCAAAGUCACUGUCAAGGUCACUGCCAAAGUAACUGUCAAGGUUACAGCCACAAUCACUGCCAAGGUCACAGCCAAGGUCGCAGCCUGAGCAUGCCACAGACUAGACACGUUAGCACGGGGCAGAGAGAAGCGACAUCCCCGCCAAGAUCUCGCGCUACUGAAGGCGUCAAGGAGGCCCCGCUCAGCCCCGUGCCCGCCCACUCUCCCCGGCGAGAGACUCCCAGUCCUCGUGGAGAGUCAAAGGCUUCAUCUAAUGAUCGUAAAGAACCAGAGGUGCAGGGUUCGAAUCCUGGGCAAAGAGAUACUGUGACGGGGUCUUCCUCCCUUCCGCCGGAGGCUCCCAGUGACAGCAGCUCGACCCAGUCUCUGCCCCGGGAGUUCACGCGCUUGGAGGAGGAAGACGACUCUCUGUCCGCAGACCCGGACUGCUGUAACCGAUCACGCUGCUGUGACGCCCCGCCAGAGACCACAGCGUCAUGUGACACACGUGGCAAAGGUAUUUGUGACGUCACAGCCCGCCUCAACACGUCACAGAGCAGGAGGCAGGAGGGCGGGGAGAGCCCGGAGCCAGUUUCCGACAACCCUGGACGCCAGGCUGAGACGUCUGGGGAGGAUAAUGCUCCUGGUGGGGGUCCCUCAGACCAGCACGAUCUAUCUAGUGGUCACUCAGACCAGCACCACCUAUCUAGUGGUCACUCAGACCAGCACCACCUAUCUAGUGGUCACUCAGACCAGCACCACCUAUCUAGUGGUCACUCAGACAAGCACGACCUAUCUAGUGGUCACUCAGACCAGCACGACCUAUCUAGUGGUCACUCAGACCCGCACCACCUUCCUAGUGGUCAGUGUGAGCAGGAAGGCCGUGAAACAGCCACCACGUCACGCCACGUGGACACAGACCAGCAGAAGUCGCCGACGGUCAACUCUCACAGUCUCCCGUCCCAGGACAGGCCGCCCACAACUUCCGGCACCCAGGUCACCGCUGGCCGCGACGCCUCUGAGCCGGCAGCGCUCAAACUGGACGCAAAAACCUCCACAUCGACCUUGUCCCCCGGGUACAGCUUCUGCCUGGAGAGAUCUUUCUACCACAGGGGGGAGCGGGUGUUGGUGCCGGGCUGUGUGGAGAGACAGAGCGAGGGCGGACCACCCUUUGUGGAAUACUACGGAAGCAGCAACUGCUACAUCGUACAUCAGAGGCGGUACCGAGAGCGCACGGCGUGUUCUGUGUGCGCCAUGCUGAACACGGAGGGAGGGGCCAUCUACUUCGGCGUUCACCCGGACGGAAGGGUCAAGGGCGCCGUUGUGAGCCAGAGGAUAGAGGACCAGCUACGCUGUGACAUCGACACAAUGGUCAUGAUGAUCAAGCCAAUGAUAUCCCCGUCAGCGUACAGCGUCAAUUUUGUCAAGGUGAUGGGCGACAACGGUCAGCUGGUGCCGGACCUCCGAGUCCUGGAGAUCGUGAUCAAGAAACAAGAGAACCAGUACAGGUUAAAUGGAAACAUCUACGUCAUCAAGGAGGGCCGAGUGAGGAUAAGUAGACAGAGCUGACCACCGAGUGAGGAUAAAGUAGACAGAGCUGACCACCGAGUGAGGAUAAGUAGACAGAGCUGACCACCGAGUGAGGAUAAGUAGACAGAGCUGACCACCGAGUGAGGAUAAGUAGACAGAGCUGACCACCGAGUGAGGAUAUAGUAGACAGAGCUGACCACCGAGUGAGGAUAAAGUAGACAGAGCUGACCACCGAGUGAGAAUAAAGUAGACAGAGCUGACCACCGAGUGAGGAUACAGUAAACAGCUGACCACUGUGCUGGAGACUGCAUACGUCAAGUGCUCUGAUCGUUUGUGUAUAUCGUGGGUCGGCCGUUCAGAUUUAAGAAGCCCAAAGAUCCUUUUUAAUGACAGAUUCAUAAUCUGUGGUUUUGAUUGUAU